CCGCUGUAUAAGUUUAGCACGCGGUUGUUUGUGUCAGAGCUGCAGGUGCGCGCGGAAGGACGAAAAGGUCACUCGACAGCUUCCUUGCGUCCGUUAACGAUCAUUCACCGCUGUGUGCCUGCUAUCAGGCCGUCAUGAUGCUCGGUCUCUCUAUCGUUGUUGCUUUUGUGUUUGUCGGCGGGUGUGUGGCGGAUACUCCGGCUAACUGCACCUAUGAAGACCUGCUGGGCACCUGGAUCUUCAGUGUGUCUGAUGUGGGUCAAGAUCGGACCAUCAACUGCAACAACACUGGUAAAGCAGUGCGAACUGUGACCGUGGAUCUGCAAAAGUUGUAUGUAGCUGUGGAUGAUCUCGGUCACACCGGGUUCUUCACGCUCAUCUAUAACCAGGGCUUUGAGGUGGUGAUCAAUGACUACAAAUGGUUCGUGUUUUUCAAGUAUUCUCAGCAGGGUUCAGAGGUGACCAGUUACUGUGAUCAGACACUGCCCGGAUGGGUUCAUGAUGUUUUGGGGAACAACUGGGCCUGUUUCACUGGGAAGAAGGUGCGAGCCAUCCCGCCACGAACCGAUUACAAACCCCUGCUCGGAUACAAGGACCAACUGCUCCUGAAGCUGCCAUACGUUCAUAACAUGGAGUUUGUGGAUCAAGUAAACUCUGUUCAAAAGUCCUGGAGAGCCACAGCGUACGGUCACCACGAGGCCUACACCAUACUGGAGCUACUGAAGAGAUCAGGAGGACGUGCCUCCAGCAUUCCACGGCGGGUCAGGCCCGUGACUGUUGGCGCAGAUGUCGGUAAAAUGGCGGCUGGCCUUCCAGAACGCUGGGACUGGAGAAAUGUGAAUGGAGUCAGUUAUGUCAGCCCUGUCCGCAACCAAGCCUCAUGUGGCAGCUGCUAUUCUUUCGCCACCAUGGGAAUGCUUGAGGCACGAGUCCGAAUCCAGACGAACAACACACAGCAGCCUGUUUUCAGCCCACAGCAAGUCGUGUCCUGCUCUCACUACUCGCAAGGUUGUGAUGGAGGUUUUCCAUACCUGAUUGGUAAAUACAUCCAGGACUUUGGCAUUGUAGAGGAGGACUGCUUCCCGUACACCGGGGCCGAUUCUCCCUGCAAUGUGCCCGACAAGUGUGCAAGGUACUAUGCCUCUGAUUACCACUAUGUGGGUGGAUUUUACGGCGGAUGCAGCGAGACCGCCAUGAUGCUGGAGCUGGUCCGGAAUGGCCCCAUGGGUGUAGCCCUGGAGGUGUACCCAGAUUUCAUGCUCUACAAGGAGGGCAUCUACCAUCACACCGGCCUCCGUGACACUAACAACCCAUUCGAGCUGACCAAUCAUGCAGUGUUGUUGGUGGGGUAUGGGAAAUGCCAUAAGACCGGGGAGAAGUUCUGGAUUGUAAAAAACAGCUGGGGAAAUGGAUGGGGCGAGAAUGGCUACUUCAGAAUCCGUCGUGGAACUGAUGAGUGUGCCAUUGAGAGCAUUGCAGUAGCAACUACACCAAUUGUCAAACUUUAAGAGCAUGUAGAAUCAUUGGUCAGUUGUAUUGAACAUGGCAUCUGUUUUUAUUUCACAAUUUUUAUAAUUCUGCUGCCUGAAAUGGGGGAAAAUGGCACUGUCUUUUUUUUAUUAUUUUAAUUUGUGGCCAAGUUUUAAAUCUUUUUGUUUCCAUUUUCUCAAGGUGAACCUGAUCACCUGACAUGUCUGCCUUGAGGCUAUGUAGUAUGAUCGCUUCUAUUCUUUAAGGAGGGAAAUAAAGGGUGUUUAGAUGGUGGUGCGUUGCCCAACAUGCUCCCCAUGGUGGGCUGAAGCCAUGAGCUUCUUUACAGAGCCCAUUGUAAGAUAACAGAAGGAAGAAUUGCUAGUCCUUUGUUUACAUCGAGUUGCCCAAUGGUGGUCCCUCAUGGGCGUGAAGUAGAAUCUGCCUUAACACAACAUUUAGCAGCCAAAAGCUCAGAGCCAAGUACCAGAUAAGUGUUGAACUCAACUGCUGAAUGACUGCCAAAGGGGACAAAUAUGCAGCAUGUUUAACCAGGGAGGAAGGAAAAUGCUGAUGUACUUGUACUGUAGAUUUGGGGUUUGAUUUACUUGUUAAGUGUUGUGGACCUUCCAGGUAAGAGUCUAUACUGUUGGUGCUGGUGUCCUGCAGUACACCUGGGACUCACCUCUCCAAUGUUGGUCUUUCUCUACCCUUGCAAUUGCCUGUCAGCAAAAUACACUGUCAACAAAUACUCAUUAAAGUAGAUGGAAGACUCCAACUUUAUUUUAGUCCUUGUUAAGGUUGUAAACUAGUUUCCAAGCUCCUCACUUUGGCGGGAAGGUUCUUCUCAUUGGUCCUGGCUUGGUCUAAUUCCAUGCGAGCCAAUGUCCACUAAAUCUCAGAGUUUUGACCUCUUGCUGGCGUCCAGGUAGUGCUCGAGACUUGUUCUCCUUUUGCCUCCACAGACUUCUGCUUUCGAGCGAUGUCAUGCAGUUUUUCCUGACACUUGAGCUGUACCAGGAAUAUUCUGCUGCUCCCAUGUUUGGGGAAACUUUUAAGGGCAAGCAUGGAGCUUUUUUUCCACCAUCUACAAUGCUAACUCCGUUCUAAUCCUUUGUAAUGAAUCACCCUGAGCCUCAACUUAUCUCCUUCCCCAACAGUUGCCGUUUGCUAUUUAUUGGUGGUUCUUGGCCACCCUACAAGGAAAUCGUGUUAGGUUUUUUUUUUUUUAAAUCUGGAGACUAGUUUUGAUUUUGUAAAUUUAUGCAUAUUAACUUUGUAAAUGUUGCAAUGCCAUGUUCAUUUAAACUAAUCAGUUGCCUUGUUACCAGGACAAAUCUUUUGACUCAUGCACGCUUUCUCUUGCCCUAUACACUUGCACUGUGAUUUGUCCCAGCAUUUGAAGUAGUCUUGUCUUCGCCUUUUGCAUUUUUAAGUGUGGAUUUCCUUAAGGUUGCGCACAUUUUCAGUUAACCUUGUUGGAUCUGCAAUAAGUCAUUUCGGGUGCUGUAUUUGUCCAUGUGCUGGAACUACGAUGUCUCAUUUCUUGUGCGUGCAUUUUUAAAGGGAGCAUUUUAGAUUUGUAUUGAUCCAUGUAAGCUCAAUAUCACUGCAGUCUGCACCACUUUUUUUUUUAAAUUACUUUCAGAGUUUUAUCAAUUGCAAUAAAUGUUAUAAAGGGAUGUUUGCAGUCUUGUGAGGCUGUUGGCCGAGAGACUAUUUGAAUAAGUAAUCGCUGCUUUUGCCUUGUAUCUGUGACUUUAU
Molecule: messenger RNA, 3234 nt
Organism: Xyrauchen texanus (razorback sucker)
Lineage: Eukaryota; Metazoa; Chordata; Actinopteri; Cypriniformes; Catostomidae
Product: dipeptidyl peptidase 1-like
Exons: 7
Coding region: 135-1508 (457 amino acids)
Cellular component (GO): lysosome
Molecular function (GO): cysteine-type endopeptidase activity
Source: RefSeq, a predicted model, not a curated record